UAUUACUACAUUUUAUUACAACAACACAAAACCUUACUUUCCUUCCCUAAAAAUAAAAUGGCAAGUGCAUAUAAGUUAGUAGUUUUACUAAUAGUUUCUAUUGGAAUAGUAAUAGCUAAUGGUGAUGAUGAUAAGAGCUUGGGCGAUAAGUGUGGUACGGAGUUUCAAAAAGUGGCUGCAUGUUUAACGUACGCGACGGGGAAGGCCCCGUCGCCAUCGAAGGAAUGUUGCGAUGCGGCGGAAGAUAUCAAAGAUCAUGACCCGGUUUGUUUGUGUUAUAUAAUAGAACAGAUCCAUAAAGGAUCAAGUCCUCAAUUGAAGAGUAUGGGAAUUCAAGAAGAAAAAUUGCUUCAGCUUCCUUCUGCUUGCAAACUCACUAAUGCUACCAUCUCUAACUGUCCUAAGCUACUCAACAUUCCUCCAACUUCUCCUGACUAUGCCAUCUUCACCAAUGCCACCAGCAAAUCGCCUGUAUCCACCACACCAUCCGCAUCUUCAUCACCAGAUACUAACAAAGACGUCUCCGACGGAUACAAGAACGGACCUCAACUUUCAGUCACCGGAACAAUUGUGGCUGUUGCAAUCUUUUUAGCUCGUACCGACCUACUUGUAUUUUGAUUGUCAAACCUACUUUUGGUUUUAAUUUCCUUUAAAGUUUUUGGUUGUAGCUUGAUCGUCUUGUUUUGUUUUAAUGGAAUUAAUUAUGUUGUAUGCAUUUAGUUUGCUGGUACGUACGAAACUAGGGAGCAGUUUGACCAAGUGAAUAAUUAUUCAACUUUAUGCUUUUUGCUAUUUGCUUAUAAAUUCUCUAAUUUCAUUUUCAUAA
Solanum lycopersicum (tomato) is the source of this 826-nucleotide messenger RNA. RefSeq names its product non-specific lipid transfer protein GPI-anchored 1. The record is from RefSeq and is a predicted model, not a curated record. Lineage: Eukaryota; Viridiplantae; Streptophyta; Magnoliopsida; Solanales; Solanaceae.